AUGUCCCAGAUCACGCGCCACCACUCGGCCUCCUCUUUCCAACUCGACAAGGAGAAGGAGGAAACCGAAAUCUCUCAACAUGUCGCCCUCGAAGACAUGCACCUCGUUCACAUGUCUAUGGAGGAAAGGACCGCCGCCUUCGCCCUCGCCCGUGAGCUCGAUCCCGGACCGCCUGUCUUCAGCUGGCGAUACCUCAACUUCUUUAUGAGUAUCGUGGUCGUCCUCGUCUGCUCCUGCGAUAGCGGUUUCGACUCGACCAUCAUGUCGAGCGUCAACUCGAUGACUCAGUUCCAGGACUACUUUGGGUUGAUCUCUGCUUCGACUGGGACAGGUAUACUCUUCGGUGUCUAUACUGUCGGCUCGGUCUGCUCAUUCUUCCCCAACAUCAUCCUCCCUGAUCUUUUGGGAAGGAGGGUCUGUAUGAUAAUUGGGAAUUCGCUGCUCAUGACCGGCGCCAUUAUCUCUGCCAACGCCAAAGACAUGCCGAUGCUGCUGGGCGGACGAUGGUUGACUGGAUUCGGGUGUACCAUGGGCGUCCUCAGUAGCAAGCUGUACAUGGCCGAGAUCACCCCCGCCACCUCCCGAGGCCGAUACAUGGGUUUCUUAAAUUCCUUCUUCUUUGUCGGCCAAAUCGCCGCCACGGCAGCUGCCAUCCCUCUCGGCCGGCUCACCUCGGAAUGGUCCUGGCGCACCUGCCUCUACCUCCAGUGCGGCCCCGCCGUCGUCAACAUCCUCGGUGUCCCCUGGAUUGCUGAAUCCCCUCGAUGGCUCUACGCCCGUGGUCACGCCGAACGCGCACGCGCCAUUCUCGCCAAGUACCACUCUCGGACUGGGGACGUCAACUCCCCAGUCAUCAAGCUCGAGAUGCAGGAGAUUGAGGCGGCCAUCUCGCUCGAAGGGGGUGAUAGGCAGUUUUGGAACUUUAAAAAGGUGUUUGGGACACGGGCGGAUAGGUACAGGUUUGGUCUGUGCCUGAUGAUCUCGGUAUGGGGUCAGCUCGCGGGGAACUCGCUCAUCACUUACUUCCUCCCGGUCUUGCUUGGUCUUGCUGGUAUUGAGAAUCGGGACACUCAGAGACAGCUCAACCUCGUCAACUCGGUCACGUCCAUGUGUGGCGCUAUCGCUGGCUCGUCCGCAGUAGACCACAUCGGCCGCCGCAAACUCCUUCUCUCCGCCAUCACCGGCGCCUGCUGCGGCAUGUUUCUAGUCGGCGCACUCAACAGUCCGGCCGGUGUCCAGUCGAAAACGAGGGCUGACGCGGGUAUCAGUUUCAUCUUCUUGUUUGGCGUCUUUUACUCGUUCGGUAUGACCCCGCUCCAGGGCCUCUACCCCUCCGAAGUCCUCUCGUUCGAGAAUCGAGCCAAGGGUCUUUCACUUCAAGCUUGGUUCACCAACGCUAUCGCCUGCAUCAACACCUUUGCCAUUCCGCCGGCGUUGGGCAAGUUGGGCUACAUCGUGUACUUCAUGUUCGGCGCGUGGAACUUGAUCGGUAUUGCGGUCAUCUAUACAUUUGCUGUUGAAACUAAACAACUCUCCCUCGAAGAGAUGUCCGAGGUCUUUGACGCCCCUCGACCCAAGCUGCGCAGCUUUGAGCUCGCCGCUGUAGCUCGUGAGCGGGUCAAGAAGGAGAAGGAGCUACUUCGCGCGAGGGAGUAG
This is a messenger RNA of Dioszegia hungarica, 1656 nucleotides long. Its product is annotated as general substrate transporter. Gene Ontology annotation, cellular component: membrane. The coding region runs from base 1 to 1656 and encodes 551 amino acids. NCBI's taxonomy places the organism in Eukaryota, Fungi, Basidiomycota, Tremellomycetes, Tremellales, Bulleribasidiaceae. Gene Ontology annotation, biological process: transmembrane transport; carbohydrate transport. The transcript has 11 exons. Gene Ontology annotation, molecular function: carbohydrate:proton symporter activity. The record is from RefSeq and is a predicted model, not a curated record.